This is a messenger RNA of Spodoptera littoralis (African cotton leafworm), 4014 nucleotides long. The record is from the annotation of a GenBank genome assembly. NCBI's taxonomy places the organism in Eukaryota, Metazoa, Arthropoda, Insecta, Lepidoptera, Noctuidae.
AUGGACGUAGUAGGGCUUUUGAACAAUAUAAACGAUAAUUCGAACAUGUUUGCUGUGAAAACAUGGACGUCCGAGUGGUCGAACAAUUUUCAAGACAACCAAUUGAUGUGGUCUAUCUGCGGUUGUCUUCUCGUUUCCUUAGUGGUAGUAUUUUUCUACUACUACAGAAGAUGGAGGUCGAAAGAAUUAACCGGUGUCACAGGCGGUGUUGGGGCAACAGGGGAUGCCGUAAAAAGGUUCCGAAAACGUGAUAAGAUGCUGUUCUACGGACGCAGGAUGCUGAGGAAAGUCAAGUCUAUCUCCAACUCUGGCCAGGGAAGGAAGAGACGAGCCGUCAUGCGGUUUGCUAGGAAACUGCUGCAGCUGAAGAAGGAAACUGCUCCUGAACAGCUGAAGGUUCUGGAGCCCCCAGCAGAGUACUUGGAGGAGGACCUGACUAGUGAUGACAGGGUCCCACCAGAUGCCCUGUAUAUGCUGCACAGCAUCAGGGUGUUUGGUCACUUCGAGAAGCCCGUGUUCCUCAUGCUUUGCAAGCAUACUGAGAUCCUCAAUCUGCCUGCUGGUGCUUUCUUGUUUAAAGUUGGCGAUACAGACGAGAACGUAUACGUAGUUCAGAACGGUCGCGUGAACGUGUACAUCACGAACCAGGACGGCAGCAGUCUCUCGCUGAAGGUGGUGCGCGCUGGGGAGAGUGUGACGUCACUGCUCAGCUUCACUGACGUGCUUACAGGACACUCACAACCCUACAAGACUGUAAACGCUAAGGCGUUGGAGGACUCGCAAGUAAUCAAGUUACCGAUGAGGGCUUUCCAAGAAGUCUUCAAGGAGUACCCGGACAUAUUCGUCCGAGUUAUACAGAUCAUUAUGGUGCGUCUACAGAGGGUGACAUUCACAGCUCUCCAUCAGUACUUAGGAUUGAGUGCCGAGUUGGUCAAUCCGGGUCGCGACAAACGGCGUCCAAAUACAGUGUCGUCGUCCCCCGGCAAGGCGGCCAAGAUGUCGACGGCCGACAGCAGCGCCAACAUGCACUCCCCGCACCACAGCGACCGAGCCAUGUCCGAACAUCUCAAUGCAUGCCAAGAACCGAGUCACCCGGCCUCGUCCCCCAUACACAUACAAGGACGCCGGCAGAAACCUGACAUGGUGCCCGACAUAGCGUCCAAUACGCCACAGAAUCAACCAGAUGUCCAGCCAACUCCACCUCUUCAGAGGGCUCGGGAAGGAUCUUCCUUCAAGAAACACAAUACGGAUAACCUUGACGAACAGACGCUAAUCCAAAUAGCAACGGACGCGUUCGUGAAAGAACUUGGACUGGACAGUGACACAGUGUUACGCGGCAACGUGCAAGUUAGGGACCUGCCGGCUGGGACCUAUAUCAUGAAGGAGGAGAGUCAUAAGGAUGUGGCGCUAGUAUACCUGUUAUCUGGGGCUCUGCUGGUCUCUCAAAGAGUAGCUGAAGGCGAAGGAGAAGUGCACAUGUUUACUGCUUAUCCAGGUGAAGUGGAAGGCGGUCUGGCAGUGCUAACAGGGGAGCCAAGUUUCUUCUCGAUCAGAGCGAAACAUUUCUCCCGCAUCGGCCUGUUAUCGAAGACGACAGUGUACAGCAUCAUGAGGGAGCGCCCCUCUGUAGUAUUGCACAUCGCCAAUACUGUCGUACGGAGAUUGUCUCCUUUCGUGAGGCAGGUCGACUUUGCGCUGGAUUGGGUGUUCCUCGAAUCAGGCCGCGCAGUCUACCGGCAGGACGAAGAAUCAGGUUCCACAUUCAUAGUCCUCAGCGGUCGUCUGCGUUCCGUCAUAACACAUCCGAACGGCAAGAAGGAGUUAGUAGGAGAAUAUGGAAAGGGAGAUUUAGUAGGGAUAGUGGAGAUGGUCACUCAGACUAGAAGGAGUACUACAGUCAUGGCUGUCAGAGAUUCCGAGCUGGCCAAGCUACCUGAAGGUCUGUUCAAUGCUAUUAAACUGAGGUUCCCCGUUGUGGUGACGAGGCUGAUUAAUCUGCUUGGACAUCGGAUUUUGGGAUCAUGGCAGAAACCAACAGCGGGUCUAGGAGGCGCGGCCGCCAUAGAACCGCGCCCCUCCCAGCACAACUUCUCCACCGUGGCCGUCGUACCAGUCAGCGAUGACGUACCAUUGACUGCCUUCACAUACGAGCUGUACCAUUCCCUGUCUGCUAUAGGCCCUACAGUGCGUCUGACUUCUGAUGUAAUCAGAAAACUUCUCGGUUUGACCAUUAUGGAUCCUAAUAACGAGUACAGACUCAGCUCCUGGCUAGCUCAGCAAGAGGAUAAGCAUAAGGUGGCCCUAUACCAGUGCGACCCAAGUCUCACCCAGUGGACACAGCGCUGCAUUCGUCAGGCUGAUUGUAUUCUGAUUGUAGCAUUGGGAGACAAACAACCGAGUAUUGGAAAGAUAGAAAAAGAAAUAGAACGCCUAGCGAUACGUACUCAGAAGGAGCUGGUCCUCCUGCACCGCGAGGGCGGCCCGCAGCCGGCCGGCACGGUGCACUGGCUCAACAUGAGGUCCUGGGUCAGUCAGCAUCAUCACGUGCGCUGCCCACACCGCAUGUUCACUAGGAAGAGCCAGUAUAGGAUCAGCGAGUUAUACAGCAAAGUCCUGAUGUCAGAAGCCAGCGUGCACUCGGACUUCUCCCGGCUGGCGCGCUGGCUGACGGGCACCUCCGUGGGGCUCGUGCUGGGCGGCGGCGGGGCGCGGGGCGCGGCGCACGUCGGGAUGGUGCGCGCCAUACAGGAAGCCGGUAUCCCCAUAGACAUGGUGGGUGGAGUAAGUAUCGGAGCCUUCAUGGGAGCUCUAUGGUGUAUGGAGAGGAACAUCACUACUGUCACGCAGAAGGCGAGAGAGUGGUCACAGAAAAUGACACAAUGGGGCAAACAGCUCCUAGACCUGACCUAUCCAGCCACCUCCAUGUUCUCCGGGAGACAGUUCAACGCCACCAUCAGAUCUACCUUCGGAGAUGUCCACAUCGAAGACCUGUGGCUUCCAUACUUCACUGUCACUACUGACAUCAGCUCCAGUUGCAUGAGAGUACAUCGACAUGGUUCCCUCUGGCGUUACAUUCGCGCGUCCAUGUCGCUCAGCGGGUAUAUGCCGCCGCUCUGCGACCCGCUAGACGGCCACCUCCUAUUGGACGGCGGUUACGUCAACAAUCUCCCAGCGGACGUGAUGAGAUCUUUGGGUGCUAAACACAUCUUGGCCAUUGACGUGGGCUCCCAGGACGACACUGACCUCACCAACUAUGGUGAUGACCUAUCUGGCUGGUGGCUUCUGUGGAAGAGAUGGAAUCCAUUCACCACGCCUGUGAAGGUGCCGAACUUACCAGAUAUUCAAAGUAGACUGGCUUAUGUGUCUUGCAACCGACAACUUGAGGAAGUAAAAAAAUCCGACUACUGCGAAUACAUACGGCCUCCGAUUGACGCAUAUAAGACGUUACAAUUUGGUUCGUUCGACGAGAUCCGUGAAGUAGGCUACCGACAUGGUGCGGCCUACUUCGAGGGUCAGCGGCGGGGCGGCGGCGGCGGCGUCAGCGGAGCUGCUGCGGAAGGGAGACGGCAUGAUGCACAGCCUUCACUUACUGAGUACCGGUACGGGACGACGUACUUUGAGGGGCAGCGCCGAGUAUGUGCCAGACGCCCUAGUGGCAUCAUCGAUGGAAGAAAGAACCACCCACAACCUUCGAUUACUGAUUAUACUUUCACGGACUUGGCCCAAAUGGUGUGUUCAGUCCGCACGGCCCGUGACGUAGACAACGACUCCUCGUCAUCAUCAGACUAUGAGGAGGACCAGCGACAUUUCGAAGGUUACGCCUCGGAGCCCAGCGCUGGGAUACUCGAGAUGUCGUCCAGCGUAGAGGACGGAGCGGCCGCGUGGAUCAGUGACACAGAAUUGGAAGGUCUGCGCACGCGCAGGGUAGGUGGCUCCCUCUCGUUGUCGGAGGACGAAAUCGACUCGGAGGCUGAGGUCUAUGACCCUCUGAACAAGCGAGGAGGAGGUAGGUGA